Molecule: messenger RNA, 1011 nt
Organism: Tachysurus fulvidraco (yellow catfish)
Lineage: Eukaryota; Metazoa; Chordata; Actinopteri; Siluriformes; Bagridae
Product: olfactory receptor 14I1
Exons: 1
Biological process (GO): G protein-coupled receptor signaling pathway
Cellular component (GO): membrane
Molecular function (GO): G protein-coupled receptor activity
Source: RefSeq, a predicted model, not a curated record
UCACAGAACGAAGAAAUGGACUGCACUAAUUUUUCAUCCCUCUCUUUGAAUGAAACACAGAUUUCAGUUGAGUGGAGCACCGAAGUCACAUCCUGUCUCUUUUGGAGCAUUGUUUACAAUGAGGAAGUUCUGAACAUCUCAAUAUUUACAAUUCUGAUACUUUUUGCUUUUUCCUUGGUUGUUAACAUUUAUUUGUUCCUGGGAUUGAAACACUCUGAAGCUCUUUCCUGGAAUCCACGUUAUAUGCUGUUGAAGAACCUGAUUGUGUGUGAUUUGCUGCUAACUCUGACCAUAGGUCUUCCGACACUUUACUGCUUGCUUUGCCGUCAAACUCUGAAAUUCAGCUUCAGGUGUGUAGCACAAUACUUCACCGUAAGUUUUACUAUCAUUAAUUCACUUCUGACUGUCGCUUCCAUGGCUUUGGAGCGUUUCUUGUACACAUGCCAUGGCAUCCAUUACCUGGGUAUCAUGACCAACAUGCGAAUAUACAGCUUUAUUAUUCUCAUCUGGUUGCUGGCUUUAACAGGGUCUGGGGUAUCGACUGUCCUAAUGCUGAUUGGCAGAGCAAAAUUUGAUCACAUCAUUGCAAUAUUUGUGUGUGAGCCUGAAGUUGUGCAAGCUCAGCUUGAGCAGUCAAAGUACUUUGAGAUGUUCAACAAAAUAUUGGUCGGAUGUGUGCUUUUCCUCUGCCUCCUCAUAUUCUUGUUCUCCUACGGCCGUAUGUAUCAAGAAGCCCGGCAGGUUCAGCAACCAUUCCAGCAGGACAACGCUCGUGCAAGAUGUACCAUUUUUUUCUACUUUGCCAUCUUUUUGCUUCAACUGUUUCCAAGCACAACUAAAUUUAUCACUAUGUGUAUCAAGGAUGUGGACAAUCAGAUCUAUAUGAUAAUGCUAGUCUUGGUUCCACCAUGUGUCAACCCACUAGCAUACGGUAUCAGAAAUAAAGAGGUGCGUCAGGCACUGGGGCGUCUUUGUGCUUCAAGAAUGCUUAAAGAGCUAUUUCAUAUGUAA